UCAAGUUCUGGUUCUUGAAAACCCUAAAUUAAAAAUUUGUUUUUCCCUUUAAAACCCGGAAACAAAGGAAUCUGAAGAUAGACUUUCAUCAAACACACAGUGACAGUCACACAGAAGGAGAUAAAAACUUGUGAGAAAUUCUUGUGCAAACUCCACUAAAAAGAACUAUAAUGAUUCUUGUUAACCCUCUCAACUUCAUCACUUUUUACCAUUCUUCUGGUUCUGUUUCGUCUUGUGCAACCCAUAAAAACACACCAUUCAAAUUCUUACAUUCUCAAGGUACCCACCAAAGAAAUCAUAUUGGGGGGCAGCCAUUAAAAGGGUCUCACUAUAAUCUCAAGAAGCGAGACCCCUUUAAGUUGUUUCAGUCUUUGAGCUCAUCUCGAGUUGAAAGCAACAAGGAGGAGGAGGAAGCUGAGUUGCAGCUGGUGGCAUCGUUUAAGAGUAGAUUUAAUGAUAUAAUGAUUGUGGACACUGCUGAGUCUAGAUUGCUUCUGCUUGAUACUACUUACAAUAUUCACAGCAUUUUUAACAAGGGAGAGAAAUGGACCGGAUGCUAUUGGGAUGAGUUUGCGAGCUUGCCAGCUGUUGUACCUAAUGGUCCUAUUGCAAUAUUUGGCUUGGCUGGAGGAACAGCGGCUCAUCUGAUGCUUGAUUUGUGGCCUUCAUUGCAGCUUGAAGGCUGGGAGAUUGAUGAGAUAUUGAUCGAUAAAGCGAGAGUUUAUCUUGGGUUGUCUGACCUUGAAAAGCACACUAAAGAUGGUGGAAUUGUUCAUGUACAUGUUGGUGAUGCAUUUGCUGCAUCGAUUCCCGGAGGAUAUGCUGGUAUUGUGGUUGACUUGUUCUCUAAUGGGAAAGUCCUGCCAGAAAUGCAUGAGUGUGGAACUUGGUUAGAAAUGAAAGAUAAGUUGAUGCCAAAUGGUCGGAUCAUGGUAAAUUGUGGUGGUAGCGAUGUUGGAGCUCCUGUUUCUGACGAGAGCAGCUGGGAACAAAACUCGACCAUUAAGGCACUAUGCCAGGCAUUUCCUGGAGAAGUAAGCUGGAAGAAAUUAGUAAAUGAAGGAGAAAAUUAUCUCGCACUGACUGGACCUUUGCCGGAUUUGAAUACAUGGUCUACUGAUCUUCCGGAUCAACUGAGCUCAAAUGUGAUGCAGUGGAAAAGUUGUUGCCCGUCCUGAUCAUUGUCAGCGGUUUUUAUAGUUUCCGCUUUAGGCAUAAAUCUGAGCAGAAGGCAGCAAUGCUUUGCUGAUAUAUUCAAAACCAUCCCGUGUUGAAUGACAGAAUAUGACGAUUAUCCUCUAUUCCUUCAAUCAAUUAAGAGCCCUUAGUUUGUUGAUCUUUGAUACAUGAGUAUAAUUGAUCAUUUCUUGUUAAUUUGUAUGGUGUUAACUCUGUGAAACUUUACUUUGGUGUGUGACAGUUGCAACAAGUA
Messenger RNA from Daucus carota subsp. sativus, 1432 nucleotides. RefSeq lists its product as uncharacterized. The record is from RefSeq and is a predicted model, not a curated record. Bases 171 to 1178 code for a protein of 335 amino acids. NCBI's taxonomy places the organism in Eukaryota, Viridiplantae, Streptophyta, Magnoliopsida, Apiales, Apiaceae. The transcript is spliced from 8 exons.